Messenger RNA from Pedinophyceae sp. YPF-701, 846 nucleotides. Lineage: Eukaryota; Viridiplantae; Chlorophyta; Pedinophyceae. The record is from the annotation of a GenBank genome assembly.
AUGACGCAGAGCGGGUUCAGCGAUUGGUACAAUGGGCUGCCCCCGUUCUCGCGGGCGCUGGGCACGGCGUGGGUGGUCACUGGAACCGCAGUCCGUUUCGGGAUGCUCUCGCCCGUGCUGCUCAUCAUGGACUGGGGCUGGGUGCUCGGCAGCGCGCCUGCUGCGAUUGCCGGCAAGUACGGCAAGUAUCAGCUGUGGAGGCUGCUGACCAACUUCAUGUUCGUCGACAAGCUCAGCAUGGGCUUCUUCUUCAACAUGCUCUUCCUGCACUCGUACGCGGUGCCCCUGGAGCGCGUGGUGUUCGAACACAGCCCCGCCGACUUCCUCGCGCUCGUCCUCUUCGCCGUCGCCUGUAUCCUCGCGCUCCAGUUCGCGCUCCCGCUCCUGCUGGGCACGGCGCUCUACCUCGGCGCGCACCCGCUGCUCACCGUCUUCGUGUACGUGUGGUCGCGCGAGAACGCCGCCCAAACGGUCCGGUUCUGGGGCAUGAUUUCCUUCCAGGCCUUCUACCUGCCGUUCGUCCUCGUGGCCUUCACGCUCAUCCAGGGCGGGUCGCCCGUGCCGGACCUCGCCGGGAUCGGCGUCGGGCACCUGUACUGGUUCAUCACCAAGCUGUACCCCGCAGCCAACGGCGGGCGGCAGCUGCUGACCACGCCCCUGUGGGUGCACAAGCUCGCGAACGCCGUCGGGAUGCAGGACGGGGUGCCGCGGCCCGCACCAGCGCGGCCGACCGCGGGCGCCAGGCCGGCAGGGGGCGGGAUGGGGGCGCCGCGGCCGGAGCCGGCGGCGGCGACGGCGACGGGGUUCCGGGCGUUCACCGGCACGCGAAGAAGGCUCGCGGACUGA